Messenger RNA from Chiroxiphia lanceolata (lance-tailed manakin), 2358 nucleotides. RefSeq names its product HDGF like 3 (gene HDGFL3). Gene Ontology annotation, molecular function: transcription coregulator activity; double-stranded DNA binding. The record is from RefSeq and is a predicted model, not a curated record. Bases 363 to 974 code for a protein of 203 amino acids. Lineage: Eukaryota; Metazoa; Chordata; Aves; Passeriformes; Pipridae. Gene Ontology annotation, biological process: regulation of transcription by RNA polymerase II. Gene Ontology annotation, cellular component: nucleus. The transcript is spliced from 6 exons.
GGCGAGGGCUCCCCGGCCGCCCCCGCCCGGCCAGCCCCGCUCCCUGGUACCGGGGGCUGCUGGGGUUGUGUCCAAGGCCUCCCCCUCCCCCGCGUACACACUCACACACACAGACACACGCACACACACACUCACACUCACACACACACACACACACACACCCCAUCUCCUCCUGCCGCCGCCGCCGCCGCCGCCGGAGAGAUCGGGGAUCGCCCGCGGCCCGGCCCCGCUCCCGGCUGCGCCCCGUGCCCGGGCGCAUCGCACCCCGCGGGGGCUCGCCCGGCUGCCCCCGGGGCGGCGUGCGCGGGGCGGGGGGUGCGGGAGGGCGGGGGGACACACGGCGGCUCCCACGGCGGCUCCCGAUGGCUCGUCCGCGGCCCCGAGAAUACAAGGCUGGAGACCUGGUGUUCGCCAAAAUGAAGGGGUACCCGCACUGGCCGGCCCGGAUUGAUGAACUCCCUGAAGGAGCUGUGAAACCUCCAGCAAAUAAAUACCCCAUCUUCUUUUUUGGGACUCAUGAAACUGCGUUCCUGGGCCCCAAAGACCUUUUCCCGUAUAAAGAAUAUAAAGAUAAGUUUGGGAAGUCGAACAAGCGAAAAGGAUUUAAUGAAGGCCUGUGGGAAAUAGAAAACAACCCUGGAGUAAAGUUUACUGGAUAUCAGGCAAUUCAGCAACAGAGCUCAUCAGAAACUGAAGGAGAAGGUGGAAAUACAGCAGAUGCCAGCAGUGAGGAAGAAGGUGAUCGGGUAGAAGAGGAUGGAAAAGGAAAAAGAAAGAAUGAAAAAGCCGGCUCAAAACGGAAAAAAUCCUACACUUCAAAGAAAUCCUCCAAGCAGUCACGGAAAUCUCCUGGAGAUGAAGAUGAUAAGGACUGCAAAGAGGAAGAAAAUAAGAGCAGCUCUGAUGCUGGGGACGCAGGCAAUGACACAAGAAACACUUCUUCAGAUUUGCAGAAAACCAGUGAAGGGACUUAACCAACAUAAUGACUGCUGAAUAUUAAGGGAAAACACAAGAAGGUUACAUGUUUGGUUGUCUAAUAUUCUUGGAUUUGAUAUGAGUCACCACAUCUGUUCAUUAGUACCAUCAACAGCAUCCCAGUUUGUAUGCACAUUAUUCACAUUCCUAUCUGUUGUGUUUGCAGAAAUGACAUUUUUACCCUUUUUUCUAAGGGUUACUUUUUGAUUUUCAUAUUAUUUGGUUGCAUGAAGUUGCCCUUUACCAGUGGCUGAGGUUUAUGAAGAUAUCGCAUACUUGAACACAUUUUACAUUCCUUUUCUAGACGGAAAAGGCGUAAUUCCAAAUUAUAUCAUUCUAAAUCAGUGUUUUUUAAACACAACUAAAUCUUAGAAAUUAGUCCCCUCCAUACGAUGCUACAAUAUCUUCCACGUGCAAACAUAAUUUUAAAUUUCCCUAUAUCCAUUCUUUCUUGAGUUCUGAUCAGUUUACAACAUAAAAGAAAAAUUCUUCUUCAGUUGAGGUCACCGCCAAGUUCAAUAAUGUAAUAAAAUACCUUUCCUUAUUAGAAGUACCUAGCUAGUUAUACUCUUAAUACUUCUCCAAACCAUGAUGUAAUGUACACUAUCUGACUUAGUUCCUAUAUGUGGAGUUAGUGAAAGUCUUUUUGUGUUUCUUUAGAUUAAUACAAGGAUUUUUUCCAAUGCCAACACAAUUUGAAAUCAUUCAUUUGGAUGCUUUCCAUUUUUAAGCUUACUGUGAUAUAGAACCCUAUGGGAAACCAAAACAAAACAUCAAUUUUAAAUAACGAAAGGCUUAAAAAAGGAUGCUGUCAUUCUGGCUUUUUUUUCCUUUUGGAAAUAGAACUAGACUAGUAAGUAAGCAUUCCAAAUCCAUUACUCUGUGUACAUUAUUGUUGCUAUUGUGAUAAUAGAGAUUUUUAUUUAUUUUUAUGCCAGCUUUUAUUGUGAAAACAUAUUUAGUCUGGUUUUAUCAAUCCUUGUUAUGCUUGUCCUUGGAACAUCUUUUGCGUAUUCAAGGUUUGUAGUUGAUGAGUUUACUGUAAAAAACUAAAAAAAAAAAAAAAAAAAACACACAGAAAAAAAAACCAACAAAAAAACCACAAAACAAAAAGGAAACAAAAAAAUGUAUUGUUUUUACAGAAUAAAUUUAUUGGAAUGUGUAUUGGGAGUAAGGUUUGAGGUUGUAAGCAACUAAGUUAGCGUCAUAUUUGGCUUCAUACGUGUAAUAAUGUGAGGUAUUAAUGUAAGUCAAGUAUUAAAGCAAAACAUUCUGUUAACAUGAGUUGACCAUAAUAGAUACAAGUGCAGGUGAGAUCUUUUAUUUUUUCUGUACUUUGCCUUUUCUGGAUAACGGGAGGUCAUUAAAUUCACCUUGAAUGUA